This is a messenger RNA of Cryptococcus deneoformans JEC21, 1879 nucleotides long. RefSeq lists its product as hypothetical. NCBI's taxonomy places the organism in Eukaryota, Fungi, Basidiomycota, Tremellomycetes, Tremellales, Cryptococcaceae. Bases 256 to 1623 code for a protein of 455 amino acids. The transcript has 2 exons. The record is from RefSeq and is a predicted model, not a curated record.
AAGAAACAAAACAACAGGAUCCAAAGCAGUGGAAGAUGUAGAGUGUGCCGAGUUCGCCGGGUGCAGGAAGCAGAGCAGCAGAGAGCCUGGACUCUUCACACACACGCUCCUUUACACGGCGAUGGCACCCCAGAAUUCCCAAAAACACCACGCAUAAUCCACCCGUGCACCAGGCGUGUAGGACGUUGCGGAUGCAUGCCGUGAGAGUGUGGUAUAUAUGCAUCGCUCAGGACAUGCACUCGCCCAACAACCACCAUGCUACGCCGCUACUCCUCGCCCACCGCUGACUCGAGCGACGACGUUCGCUAUAUCGUGCCGCAGCCCAAGCAAGCCAACAUGUACACCCAUCACUGGUCGCAGCUUACAAACCUCGACAUGCUCGCAAGGGAAAUAGGCUACCACGACCUCCGGAGCCUACCUGACGAGCCGAGGUAUCAUCCGCAUCGUCUUGACCAACACCAACGACAGCCACCUGCCCGUCCGGCCUCUCGAGCGGAUAAUAGGCCAUAUAGACCGUGCCCGUACCCAGGAUACCAACACCCAAGAGCAUUGUCGAGCUCGUACCCUCGAACGUCUCCUUACGAGCUGCACCACCAACAAAAUCGUUCGCCAUGCUCUCCGAGACAUACGGCUACUUGUCCACCUAGAGCGCCUUCACCGCUCAGCCCCAAUGCGCGUCCCUUUUCCCUUCUUCAAACCCAAAACCAAAGGUCAAGUCAAAGUCGACCUAUAUCCCCUACACUCACCCCUCACCCCACCUCUCCUCGCUUCCACCGGCCCAUCUCCCCAACCCUGCCUGACCUCUGCCCCAACUCGCCCGAAAUGUAUCGCCAUUCCAUCAUCUCCCUUCCGUCCCCCUCGCAUUCCAGACCGGACUCACCGGCGAAUGCGAGUGAUAGCUUGAAGGAUAUACUCGAAAGACAGCCACAGUCGCAGUCGCAAUCGCGGUCACAGGGGCAAGGCGGGAAGGGGAAGGAGAAAGGAGAUAGAGAAGAGUAUGCUGAUGUGUGGAGAGGGGUGAUGGAGAGACGAAUAUGGAAUAUGGGAUAUUCGAAUCGUCCCCUACAUCUUCAAGCACCUCCCAAAGUUCGCACUCGACGGUCGACUACUCUGCCUUCAUCUUGCCCUCGCCCACUACAGCCACAGCCGCAGCCCAUCAACGUUACCCAAGUCACCCAAGUUACCCAACAUACUCCGCCUGCACCAUUUACCCAAAUCACCGUAGCCAGCCAGCCUAACCACGACCAGACUCCCAGGCCUACCCUCCAAUCACCCCCUAAGAAAUUGGCAUUCCUGCGUAACCUCUUCCCCCUCUCUUCCCCUACCAUCACCACCGCUGUACCGUCUACACCUUUUCCUACACCCCUGACUCCACCGCUUACUUCGCCUUUAUCGCCUCACGAGACAGCAGACGAAAGGGAAAAGGAAAAAGGGGGAAAGUUUGAUGUGGAUAAAGUAUACGAGCGGUUGAGGGUAGCAGAAGGGAGGGUAUCGUUUGAUGACUUGGGGCUAGGACUGUACUCGGAAGAUAGGGAGGGAGAGGGUGAAGAGGGCGAGGAGAUGGAGGGGAUAAGCAGCUUGAAAGACGGCUUUCUGAAACCUAAUGCGAAUGCGAAUGAUUGAAUAACGGCGUCGUUUGCUUUGGUGGAUACUUUCAUCCUGUUGUAUAGCUUAUACAUUACACAGACUUGUAUAACUGUGAUACCCCUUCGGUCAUAAGUAAGCGAUUUACCGUUGCGUCAAGGGGCUCAAGUAACCUGUAGCCCUUAGACACAAUCUCAUUAUUCCGGGCAGUUUGUAGAAGCGUUAUGCAAAGUAAGACAGUGAAUAAUAGAGUUGUAUAACGCAUGUAAAGUUGGAAUGAUAAUUGAGAAUGGAU